Messenger RNA from Naumovozyma dairenensis CBS 421, 1380 nucleotides. RefSeq names its product zinc metalloprotease (gene STE24). The record is from RefSeq and is a predicted model, not a curated record. Bases 1 to 1380 code for a protein of 459 amino acids. NCBI's taxonomy places the organism in Eukaryota, Fungi, Ascomycota, Saccharomycetes, Saccharomycetales, Saccharomycetaceae. Gene Ontology annotation, molecular function: metalloendopeptidase activity. Gene Ontology annotation, cellular component: endoplasmic reticulum membrane. The transcript has a single exon. Gene Ontology annotation, biological process: CAAX-box protein processing.
AUGUCCUGGUUUGAAUCUCUCUCUGAGUUAUUAGACAAUUCUUCUAUUCCUUGGAAAACAAUUGUAGUUGCAUUUUCCAUUGGUCAAUUCGCCUUUGAAAAUUAUCUAACUUAUCGCCAAUAUAAAGUCUUGUCUAAAAAGGAAUUACCUCCUGUUUUAGUCAAUGAAAUAGACAAAGAAACUUUUGAAAAAUCUGAAGAAUAUUCAAAAGCCAAGGCUAAGUUCUCAAUCGUCUCUGACAUUUUGGGUCUAGUGGAAAAGUUAGCCAUCAUUAAAUAUGAUGUCUUCCCACGUUUAUGGCAUAUGGGUAAUAAAUUGGCUACUAUAUUACCAUACAAAUAUAGAGUAGUCUCCACGGUUGCCCAAAGUCUUUGGUUCCUCUUAGUUCUAUCUAAUAUUUCUACAAUUACUGGCUUACCAUUAGCUUAUUAUCAACAUUUCAUUCUAGAAGAGAAAUUCGGUUUCAAUAAAUUGACUAUUAAAUUAUGGAUUAUGGAUAUGAUUAAAGGUAUUGUUCUUGGUACUGCUAUCGGGGGACCAAUCCUUUAUGCAUUUUUGAAGAUUUUUGAAAAAUUUGAAACUAACUUCAUUUGGUAUGUUUGUCUUUUCCUUUUGAUCGUUCAAAUAUUAGCUAUGACUUUAAUCCCAGUCUAUAUCAUGCCAUUAUUCAAUACAUUUACUCCAUUGGAAGAUGGUAAAUUGAAAGAAUCCAUUGAAAAUUUAGCUAAAUCUGUUGGCUUCCCAUUAGAUAAAAUUUUCGUCAUUGAUGGUUCUAAAAGAUCAUCUCAUUCAAAUGCUUAUUUUACUGGAUUACCAUUCACAAGUAAAAGAAUCGUUCUUUUCGACACUUUAGUGGAUAAUAAUUCUGUCGAAGAAAUUACUGCUGUAUUGGCUCAUGAAAUUGGACAUUGGCAAAAGAAUCAUAUUUUAAAUAUGUUAUUUUACAGUCAAAUUCAUACUUUGGCCAUUUUUUCAUUAUUCACAAGUGUUUACAGAAACUUAUCAUUCUAUAAUGCGUUUGGAUUCUUCAUUGCUGAUACACAAAUGGACAUUAACGUCCAUACUCCAACGAAAGUUUUCAUUGAUAGUUUCCCAAUCAUUAUUGGAUUCAUGUUCUUCAAUGAUUUAUUAACUCCGUUGGAAUGUGGUAUGCAAUUUAUGAUGAGUUUAAUUUCAAGAUUACAUGAAUAUCAAGCUGAUGCUUACGCUAAGGCACUAGGUUAUACUCAACAUUUAUGUCGUGCAUUGAUUGAGUUACAAAUUAAAAAUUUGUCCACAAUGAACGUUGAUACAUUAUAUUCAAGUUAUCAUUAUUCUCAUCCAACAUUGGCUGAAAGAUUGACUGCUUUAGGUUACGUAAGUGAGAAGAAGAAGGAAUAG